AAGUGUUAUCUAUCUGUACCCUAGCUAGUGUAUAACAUGUUGAAUACAUGCAGGUGAAAUAAUGCUGAUAACUGUAUACCACUGGUGUGUUUACACGUGGACUAUGAAAAGUAAUGAAUGCAGCUUCAUUUACAAUAACAAUCUUCUCCUGUCUCCUAGUCGAUGUAAUGUGUUCUAUCCAGUGUAAUACUAGUGGAUACUGCCAAGAUAAGAUUCGGUGUGAUGUUUAUCAAGAUUCAGAACAAAUUUUAAGAAAGUUACAAUUCUCCGAGGAAAACCCUGGUUCCCCACGAUGCAAUGCCAUAACUGAAUGCACAGAUAGCGACUGUUUUCGGUUCUGUUGGCGGAGCCCUGACGAUAUUUCAGCUUUCUUUAUGAGCGGUUUUCGGGUAUAUCUCACCGUUGGUGACCAUCCCAUGGAGUCCGUUUCUAUGUUGAUCACACUUCACAAAAACCGGUGGCAGAAAAUUAGUAUCACCGACAAAAAGGAGGCGGUAUUUUGUGUGACCUGUACGUACCGUGAUGUCCGGGGAUAUGUCAAUGGAUAUGUUUGGAGUCAACCAUCUCUUAACAAAACUCAGUAUGGAAAUAAAGCCUGCUCAACCGAGUAUUAUCCGUCAUAUUUAGAUACCCCAGACAACAAAAUGUUACUGGACAACAAUUUUCCUGAGCAUCCCAUCCCCCACUGGACAACAGUUAAUGCUGGGAAAUACGGUACACUGGUCAACAAAUCACUUUCUGUAACACGUCACGUGGUGUCACGAUUAAAGACUGGUCACAUAGCGGCCAUUGCUGUUUGCACACUGCUCUUUGGAUCCGCCACGUUUGGAGUAAUACUUUUCUUUGUAAAAAGAAAGAGAGAGCUACAAAGUAACCUUUAUAAUGAUGAUGCGGAUUUGGAUAUUGAACCGAGAAAACCCCAUAAUGACCUAGAAGAUUUCGUAAGUGCUGUUACCAUAGGAAGCGGAAACUUACCAGCCCCAGUUGUAGGAGGGGAUCUGACGUCAAACAACGAAGUAGAAGAGUUACAUGUUUUAAUGCCAAUUGCUCAUCGAACUAUGAAAAUGCAAUCACAUAGCGGAUGUAUGCAAUGCGAAGAGAGGGAUAAUUAUGAUGAUACCAGUGUCUAAUAUCUAUAUCUAUAUAUAUAUAUAAGACAUCCAAUGUUGGUCAGUUUUAAAAUUUGGCUAAAUUAUGGCGAUUGACAAAAAGGUUCACGGUUGUAAUUUGUUUAGUAUAGAUAUACAUGUAUAUUGCCAUGGAAACAUAUGCAGUUGGUUACUAUGAUAACUCAUUAUUAUCUAUUUAUAGCUAACUUUUUACCACUCAGUUAUAACUUAAGGUCCUUGGAGUGUCGUACAUGUGAUUCACAUAGUUCAGAAAAUGUUGCUAAUUUGACUGUUUCGUCUCCAAGGAGACAUUAAUUAGGAACUGUAAUAUCCACACAUAUAACUGUCGUACAACAACGGUAUGUGUGAUUUGCCCACCAUUUCACGUCACUUAUUCUUAUGAUGACGAGGUGGUGUAAGUCGGCUUUGAAUUGUCAACGCUGAAAUCAAAAUGACCGUCAGCCUUUUCACAUCGUCGCAAAACACGCCUAUUGUCUCUGUUCACACUACGUCGUCGAGAAAGGUGAUCUCUUUCAUUUGAGGGGUGAAUUAGACAGAAAUCGAUUUCUACUUGGUAAUUAUAAUGAAUAAUUAUUAUUCCGGAUAUUUCAAGUUUUCAAUUCGAAUACCUAUAUAGGUAUGUUCAGUCAUGCGAUUCAAUAGAACCGGAUUUAAUCGAGUAACGAUGUAAAAUCAGUUUAGGACGACACGUAGAGCUGUUAACACGUUUAAAUUUUAUACUAAUCCAACUUGUAUAUACAUAUUAUGCAAUUAUAGUACGUAGUAUUGUUACAACAUUAAAGUUGGUGCGUGUC
Messenger RNA from Ostrea edulis (European flat oyster), 1924 nucleotides. RefSeq lists its product as uncharacterized. The record is from RefSeq and is a predicted model, not a curated record. NCBI's taxonomy places the organism in Eukaryota, Metazoa, Mollusca, Bivalvia, Ostreida, Ostreidae. The transcript has 7 exons. Bases 114 to 1130 code for a protein of 338 amino acids.